Messenger RNA from Ostertagia ostertagi, 744 nucleotides. Lineage: Eukaryota; Metazoa; Nematoda; Chromadorea; Rhabditida; Trichostrongylidae. The record is from the annotation of a GenBank genome assembly.
UGCGAAAAUGGCGAGAAAUGCAUUUCUCGCAAAUCCUUUCUUCGUUUUCUGCAAGUUCUCCAACGUGACCCACGACUGAACGAGGCUCGACAUCCCAAAAUGAGCGAAAGAGGGAUGGACAAUCUUCUGAAAUCGCUCGGCUAUCCAAAAGGUGUCGACAUAUCCUUCCCAGUCUUCGUUCACUACCUGUGGAGCGAUUUCUGCGCAGAUUCUCUGAAUAUCACUCAAGAACAGGUUGACGAGCAGAUGCAUGAACCGCUUCCAUGUUACUUCAUCAAUUCAUCACACAAUACGUACUGCAUAGGUCUGCAAGUGAAAGGAGCGCAGCUGUUUCCAUCUUCCAGCCAUAGAGAGGCUCUUGCAGACGUCGAAAUUUACAGACAGGUUGCCGAUGCAUUGAUAUGGCAAAUUCAGACAUGGGAUGGCUCCGAUGGACCAGUGGUUACACAUGGACCAGCGGCCGUUAUGCGAAUGAAUGAAAUCCCACUUAAGAUCGUCUUGUAUGGCUAUGCGGACGAUUGUGUGCGUUUCAAGGUAUCGCCUUAUCCUGUCCUUUUAUCUAUCGAAAACCACUUGUGCCAGCAGCAACAGAAGCUAAUGGUACAAAUAUUCCGAGAGACUUUCGGCUCCAAAUUGCUAGUCGAUGCUCUGGAAACCCAUCCGGACCAGUCUCUACCAUCACCGUAUGCUCUUCGAUAUAAAAUAAUCAUCAAAGCGAAAAAAUCGAAGCCAAAGAUUCAGCCG